Molecule: messenger RNA, 438 nt
Organism: Necator americanus (New World hookworm)
Lineage: Eukaryota; Metazoa; Nematoda; Chromadorea; Rhabditida; Ancylostomatidae
Exons: 1
Coding region: 1-438 (145 amino acids)
Source: RefSeq, a predicted model, not a curated record
AUGGCGACCGGUGAGAGGCGAUCAAAUCUCAGGUUGCUCAAGACCUCUCCGAUUCUGGACCAAAGCGACACACGCAUGACUCGCCAUAGAGACUGUUUCAGACUGUGUAAUUACAACGCAAGAACAGUGUCCACAGACACUGACCUGCAUGCCUUUCUCGGAGCUGCAGAGCGUUUCAAAUUUCAUGUGAUUGCUCUGCAGGAGACCAAGUGCAGAAGGAGCGACGUUCGACAGAUGAAUCACGGCACACUCGUCAUUCGUGGAGAGAAUGUUCCGUCGCGAAAUGUAGGCGGUGUUGAUUUUGUUGUGUACCCAUCUGUCGUCCCUCUUGUCGAUUCUCACGAGAUCCUGUCACCUCGUCUGGCCAUUCUUCGCCUCCGCUCUGCGCCAAAAACCCAUCAGUAUCAUCAACUGCUACUCACCAACAUCAGCAGCUGA